GAUGCUCUAAAGAGAAAGAUUUUGUGUAACUUGUGAUUGUGAAAUAGUCAUGAUCAUGCAGGCACCUCAGAUAAUCUCGAAAGAGCUCAUUAGACCCUCCUCUCCAACACCAAAUCACUUAAAAAAUUUCAGUCUUUCUUUGCUGGAUCAGCUCUCUCCUAAUUUUUACCUUCCAAUUGUCAUGUUUUACCCUGACAUGGGACUCAAUGCCAGUGACAUUUCAGAUUUACUUAAAAAAUCUUUGUCCGAAACUCUAUCGCUUUAUUACCCUUUUGCAGGGAGGCCUGCAAGUAAAGGUGUCAUCGAAUGUACUGAUGAAGGGGUUGAAUUCUUUGUAGCCCGGAUGGAUUAUAAGCUAGCUGAAGUUCUUGAUGAGAUUGAGCCGCGAAAAAUUGAUCUGUUCUAUCCCAAGGGGGUUCUUUGGAAUGAAUCAUAUGAGGGCAGUCUUCUUGUCACUCAAGUCACGUUUUUUAGUUGCGGUGCUUUGGCCAUUAGUAUGUGUUUUUUACACAAGAUUUCUGAUGCAGGAACAGUAGCUAUAUUUCUUAGUGAUUGGGCAUCACUGGCACGAAACUCGGGCUUGAAUCUUCCACCUCCAUAUUUCAUUUCAAAGUCACUCGUACCCCCCAAUGACGCGCCAGUUGUUAAGGAAGUUACCAGGAUUGAGACACUAGAUGAUUGUGUCACACGCAGGUUUGUUUUUGAUGCUUCAAAACUAGCUGAGCUCAAGGCCAUGGUAACAAAAUUUGGAGUGCCUAAUCCUUCCCGAGUUGAAGUUGUAGGGGCAUUCAUUUACAAAUGUCUUAUGGCAGCAAACUUUAAGGCAAAGGGUGAAUCUUCAAGGCCUUAUCUCUUCAUUCAGCCCGUAAAUUUAAGGUCAAGAACUACACCACCAGUUCCAGCAAAUUCAGUUGGUAAUUUUGCUUGGUUUUCGACGGUUAUGGUAAAGAAUGAGAGGGAAAAAGAAUUGCAUAAUUUGGUUAGUGCAAUAAAAAAUGGAAUGGCACAGUUUAAUGAUCGGUUUGGUAAAAACCAGACGUCGAAUGAAUGCUAUGCCAUGAUCUGUGAUAUGAUGAAGCAUAUGAUGAACAAGGGUCUGAGUGAUGAAUGUAAUGUUUACAAGGGAUCAAGCUUGUGUAGGUUCCCAUAUGAUGAUAUUGAUUUUGGGUGGGGGAAGCCUAUAUGGGCUGGCCUUUCCAGCAGUGUUAUAAGCAACACUUUUGCAUUAAAGGAUGCACCAGAGCGUGGAAUCGAAGCCUGGAUCACUCUUCAAGAAGAAGAGAUGGCUUUUUUUGCAUCUGAGGUAGCUACUCUCGCGUGAAGAAGUUCACAAAAUUAUCAAACUAAUAACAAAAUUAGAUAUGAAGUGAGCUGUGGUCUAUCUUGUAUCAAAAGUUUCACUGCAAAGGUUAGCCAAACCGGUUAUAUAUAUGUGUGUCUAUUCUCGCAAGUAAAAUUCAGACCAAUAUCUUUAUCAUCCUAGGAUCGUAGGUUCGAUUUCAUUGGAAUGCAUGUUAGUAAGUGGACUGUCAUGCUCGGUGGAUACGAGUGUGCUAGCAGUUCUUCGAAUCAGUCGAGAUGUGCGAAAACUGGUUCGGACACUGGAUAAAAAAAUUACAGGACGCUUUUGACAUCAACAUGGUUGAAAUAUUAUCGCUUUGGAUUGUGGAGGCAUCAAAAAUCGAUAUGAUUUUUGAGUUUUCUAAUAUUAUUGUCUUAUGUAAUGGCCAAUUAGCACUGAAAACUCAGCCGAAGUGACGAGGCUACCGCCAAUUAAUUAGUUGCAUUUUGUAAUGACAAAUUAUGUAAGUUUUGUAUGAUAGUGCCAUGUUUCGUUACCUAA
Messenger RNA from Daucus carota subsp. sativus, 1843 nucleotides. Its product is annotated as tabersonine-19-hydroxy-O-acetyltransferase. The coding region runs from base 50 to 1321 and encodes 423 amino acids. The record is from RefSeq and is a predicted model, not a curated record. The transcript has a single exon. NCBI's taxonomy places the organism in Eukaryota, Viridiplantae, Streptophyta, Magnoliopsida, Apiales, Apiaceae.